UUGAGGUGCGGUUCCCGUGGCCUCCCCUCUGCUCCUCUCGCUGCCGGUGGUGUCGGGGGGGGGUUCCCGUUCAGGCACUGCCGGGCAGGGGCCGGGUGAGAUUUUUUUGUUAUUUGUUUUCUUUUGUACCAGUGUUAGGGGCAGCGGGGGCACGGGGCAGGGCCGGGCACCCUCGGGGGCUCCUCCUCUGCCCUCGGCCUCGCUGAGGUGACUCCGCGGGUUUUCGAUCAGAGCUCAGGAACCCGGGACUCCCCUGCCAGCGCCCCCAGGCCCAGGGAGAGGCCCUGCCCCGGGCUGGCAGGGGGGUGUCUGGGGGGCUCCGGCCCCGGCCCUGUCGCACACGCACACUGCCCCGGGCUCACCCUGCAGCCCUGCAGAUAAUCACCUCCCUCCUCCUCCUCUUGUUGCUUUUACAAUCUUCUCUUCAGCCCUGGGGGGGGGUCUGGGGGCUUCUCCCCCUCCCUGGGCCCAGCUCGGUGCCCCCAGCCAGCUCCCUGCCCUCUCUUGCUGCUACUUCUCCUUCUCCUUCCCCUCGCAGCCGGGCUGGCUGGGGGCCGGGGAGAGGCGAGGGGGGGCUCCCGGCCGCGGCUCCCAGCCCUCCCGGGGGGCUGCCCCAUGCCCGGGCCGAGGCCGUGGCCCCGUUGGCUCCCCACGAACAAUCAGGGGCUGCCCGGGGCCGAGCCCCUCACCCAGCUGGCUGGGAGCGGCCGCCCGGGCUGGGGGGCCGUGGCAGCCCUCGGGGGGCUCCAGGGGGGCUCCCGGCUGCCCCCUGCCCUCCCUCUCGCUGCUGAGCAGUGCUGCCCCUCACCUCUCCUCUCACCUCCCCUCCCUGGGCUGAGCCCACGGCACCGCUGGGCCCCGCGGGGCUGGAGCUGGAAAUGUCUUUUAACAAAAAUAAAAAGAGAAAAAAGCCCCCCGGGGCUGGGGGCCGCAGCUCUGCUGUGCCCCCCAGCUCUGGGGGCGAUGCCCGGGCCCUGUCAGGACCAGGCAGGCACCUCCCGGGGGGGUGAGGGCUGUGGGGGGGCUCCAGCCCUGCCCUCCCCGCCCGGGAGGUGCGAAGCAAUCCCCCCCCCAAUUUCCUGGGUUGUUUUGGGCUUCGUUUCCCUGGGGAAGUCUCAAACCAGCAAAGCUGCUGCUGGCAGCGGGGGGAGCACGGCCCCUCCCCGUGCUGGGGCUGGGGGCUGGGGGCUGGCGCCUCCUCAGCUUUGUGUGGAGCUGCUGCAGCCCCGGGGCGGGGGUAGCGAGGGGCUGGCAGGGACGGGACCACAGCUCCCCCCCCCCCCCCAAAACCCACCUGGGACCUGGAGCCGUGCUGGGACCACGGGAGGGGGGCGGCUCCUCCAUUUCUCACCACCGCUUUCUUCUCCCCUCCUGCCCCCCCCCCCUUUUUUUUUUCCCCCCUCUCCUCCUUGUCUUCCUUGUACAUGUUUGGGGUUUUUGUGUGUGUUCCACAGCGUCAGACACGGUUCAAUAAACCAGAAACCUCUCCCAGCUCCGUGCCCUUUGUCCCCCGCGCCCUCUCGGUGCCCCUCCCGCCGCUCCCCCCAUGCCCCCCGGCACUGAACUGCCUCAGAAAGUAAGAAAGUUUAUUUAGCAACAAAUCAAAAGCUGGACUCAUAAUUUACCAUAAGUUAUUAAUCGCAAGGGGCAGCGCGCCGGGCUGGCCACUGCCCUAAUAAAUAGGAUCCGGA
Molecule: messenger RNA, 1691 nt
Organism: Anas platyrhynchos (mallard)
Lineage: Eukaryota; Metazoa; Chordata; Aves; Anseriformes; Anatidae
Source: RefSeq, a predicted model, not a curated record